Yamadazyma tenuis ATCC 10573 is the source of this 4569-nucleotide messenger RNA. Lineage: Eukaryota; Fungi; Ascomycota; Pichiomycetes; Serinales; Debaryomycetaceae. The record is from RefSeq and is a predicted model, not a curated record.
AUGGCGCUAGAAGCAUCCGCGCCGGCACCAGAGUUGGCACUGUACUCGUUCUACCAGUGUGCUGACCGUGGUGGCUGGUACCUUCUUGACCCGCAGUACUACGAUUUAUCGCCAUGUGUGGUACAAGGAUUAUUGAUGGGAAUACUAGGUGUAGGCUCCCUCUUGGCAGGCCUUCACCAAGUAUCGGUAUUGUACCGUAAGAAAAUCACUUCAGCCAAUCGGGUAUCGCCCUUUUUCUAUGUGAAACUCGGUCUUGUGCUCAUACAGAUAAUUUUUCAGUUGAAUAUUAGACUGAACUAUCCGAAAAAUGACUUGAUAGGAACGGUGUUGAAUGUGAAUUUGGCAUCCACCAUAGUUGUACUCGCUAUCCACUACCUUGAGAACUUCAAGGUGACCAUUCCUAACGCUGUGGUGUUGUUCUACUGGUUUUUCACGGUGGUGUUGAACUUGUUCAAGAUACUUAACUUGUACGUGAGACUGAAGAUCCACACCAACUCAGGAGUGUUCACAAUUUUGAUGGUGGUCAAUGCAUUUUUGAUCUUGGUCAUUGAACUUUUGGUGCCUAUCAAGUCUCUUGUGCCACUUAAGGAUGCAAAGAGGAUCAGUCCAUAUGAUAGAGCCAACAUCUUCUCCAAAAUCACAUUUGUGUGGAUGGGCGAAUUGAUUCAAAGAGGUUAUUAUAAGUUUUUGACCGAGAAGGACUUGCCCCCUUUACCCAAAGAACUCAAAGCCACCACCAACUCCGACAUCUUCUAUAAGAACUGGUACUGCCAGAACACUCCCAACCCAUCCAUUCUCAUUGCAUUGGUCAAGUCGUUUGGUGCGCACUUUGCAAUGGGAAGUGUGUUCAAGUUUACCCAGGAUUGUUUGGCAUUUGUGCAACCUCAGUUGUUGAGACUCUUGAUCCAGUUUGUAAACGAUUACUCCCAAGCACAGAAAACCGACCAACCAUUGCCUUUGACAAAAGGGUUUAUGAUUGCCGGAGGAAUGUUUUUGGUGUCAGUGAUCCAGACCUCAUUCUUGCACCAGUACUUUCAGGUGGUGUUUGAUGUGGGUAUGAAAAUCAAGUCGUCGUUGGUAUCGGUCAUCUAUAACAAGUCGAUGGUAUUAUCGAGCGAGACUAAACAGGAAUCCAAUACCGGUGAUAUAGUGAACUUAAUGUCUGUGGAUGUGCAAAGAUUACAAGAAACAGUCUCCUACCUUCAAAUCGGAUGGUCUGGACCCUUCCAGAUCUUUUUAUGUCUCUUCUCAUUGCACGGAUUGGUUGGUAAUGCCAUGUGGGCCGGUGUGGCCAUCAUGGUGGUGAUGAUUCCUUUCAACUCCAAACUCGCCACUUACCAAAAGGCCUUGCAGAAGACCCAGAUGAAACAUAAGGAUGCUAGAUCCAGAUUGACUUCGGAGAUCUUGAACAAUAUCAAAUCCUUGAAGUUAUACGGGUGGGAAGAAGCUUACUUGGAGAAGUUGAACUAUAUCAGAAACGAGAAGGAAUUGAAGAACUUGCAAAGAAUCGGAGUGUUUAUGUCAAUUACGGUGAUGAUUUGGAACUUUGCUCCAGUGUUGGUCAGUUGUUGUACCUUUGCCUUGUACAUCGUAAUUGAAAAAGAUAAGCCUUUGUCUACUGAUAUUGUGUUCCCAGCGUUGGCAUUGUUCAAUUUGCUAGGCUUUCCUUUGGCCGUUGUUCCUCAAGUGAUUUCAAACGUCACUGAAUCUCAGGUGGCUUUGGGAAGAUUGCACAAGUUCUUACACGGAUCUGAACUUCAACCUGAUGCUAUCAUCAGAUUACCUAAGGUCGAAGAGAUUGGUCAAGUGGCGGUUUCUAUUGAAAAGGGGAACUUCUUGUGGAGCAAACCAAAGGACGAUAAAAACAAUAAAGUGGCAUUAUCCAACAUUAACUUAUCUGCUAAAAAGGGUCACUUAGACUGUAUAGUUGGUAAGGUUGGAAGUGGAAAGUCUUCUAUCAUUCAAGCUAUCUUGGGUGAUUUGUACAAGUUGCAAGGUGAGGUUAAGGUUCAUGGGAGCAUUGCUUAUGUGGCACAAGUCCCAUGGAUUAUGAAUGGAAGUAUCAAGGAAAAUAUUUUGUUUGGUCACCGGUAUGACCCUGAAUUUUACCAGCAUGUUCUCAAGGCUUGUGCCUUGACUGUUGACUUGAAGAUUUUGUCCAAGGGUGAUGAAACCUUAGUCGGUGAAAAGGGUAUUUCAUUGUCUGGAGGUCAAAAGGCCAGAGUUUCUUUGGCCAGAGCUGUUUAUGCUAGAUCGGACGUCUAUUUGAUUGACGAUGCUUUGUCAGCAGUUGACGAACAUGUCGGAAAGCACUUGAUUGACCAUGUUUUAGGACCCAAGGGGUUGUUGAAGUCUAAGUGUAAGAUCUUAGCUACCAAUAAUAUUGGUGUGUUGAGCAUUGCCGACAACAUGCACAUGGUUGCUGACGGUAAGAUCGUUGAAAAUGGCUCCUACGAUGAAAUUCAAAGUGCACCAGACUCCAAGUUGUUUCACUUGAUUAAGGAUUUUGGUAAAGCCAAAGAGCAACCAAGCGAAGAGGAGUUAAAUGAAGAGGCUGAAAAGCAAAAGUCUAAAUCUCAAGAGUUGCUUGUGGAUGAUGAGGUUACUGAUAUUCAACUUGAAUCUGAAGACGAACUUGACGUCCAGUCGUUAAGUGGAGCCUCUUUGGUUACCUUGGACGAAAGUUUGGAAGACGAAUUAGAUGCAAAGGAAGAAGAUGACGAAGAACUCGCCAAACGAAAGGAACACUUUGAGCAAGGUAAGGUGAAGUGGGAUGUUUAUCUCCAAUAUGCCAAAGCUUGCAACCCUAAAGUUGUUUGUAUUUGGAUUGGUGUGAUUGUCUUCAAUAUGUGGUUGAAUGUUGCUUCAUCUCUUUGGUUAAAGUACUGGUCUGAGGUCAAUACUGGUGCUGGUUAUAACCCUGAUGUACCCUUCUACUUGGGGAUUUAUCUUUUAUUGGGAUUCAUCAACUCAUUGUCGAUUUUGGCUCAAAACUGUAUUGUGUGGAUUUACUGUACUAUCAAGGGUUCUAGUAAGUUACACAACCUAAUGGCCAUCGCUGUGUUGAGGGCCCCAAUGUCCUUCUUUGAAACCACCCCUAUUGGAAGGGUUUUGAACAGAUUUUCUAGUGAUGUGUACAAGGUGGAUGAAGUUUUGUGUAGAGUUUUCGGAAUGUUUUUCUCCAACUCGUUCAAAGCUGUUUUCUCCAUCAUGGUUAUCUGCUUCUCUACAUGGCAGUUUAUUUUCUUGGUUGGACCUUUAGUCGUGUUCUACGUGAUGUAUCAACAGUACUAUUUAAGAUCUUCUAGAGAGUUGAGAAGAUUGGACUCUAUUUCGAGAUCACCUAUCUAUGCUAACUUCCAGGAGUCUUUGACUGGCGUCAACACCAUCAGAGCUUAUAAUGAAAUUGAUAGAUUUAGAUACAUCAAUGAGUUGAGAAUUGACAAGAACAUGAGGGCUUACCAUCCUUCAGUCAACUCCAACAGAUGGUUGGCUGUCAGAUUAGAAUUUUUUGGUUCCAUUAUCAUUCUUGGUGCAGCAGGUUUUGCUAUUUUUGCCUUGAAAUCAGGUUCCAUCAGUGCUGGUUUGGUUGGUUUAUCGGUGUCAUACUCUUUGCAAAUCACCCAAACCUUAAACUGGAUUGUUAGAAUGACUGUUGAGGUGGAAACCAAUAUCGUAUCUGUUGAAAGAAUUUUGGAGUACUCCAGGUUGGACUCUGAAGCACCAGAGGUGAUCGAGGAAAAGAAACCUGGGGCAAACUGGCCUCAAAGUGGUCAAAUAGAGUUCAAUAACUAUUCUACCCGAUACAGACCAGACUUGGACUUGGUGUUGAAGAAUAUUAACUUGUCUAUCAAAUCUCAUGAAAAAGUUGGUAUCGUGGGAAGAACGGGUGCUGGAAAGUCAUCUUUAACGUUGGCUUUGUUCAGAAUCAUCGAAGCUGCUGAAGGUAAUAUUACCAUUGACGAAAUCAACACCUCAGUUAUUGGGUUGAAAGAUUUGAGACAAAGGUUGUCUAUUAUUCCUCAAGACUCGCAAGUGUUCGAAGGUUCUAUCAGAAGUAACUUGGAUCCAUUUGCCAAGUUCAGUGAUGACGCUGUAUGGAGAGCCUUGGAAUUAUCUCACUUGAAAGACCAUGUUCUCAAAAUGUUCGAGGAGUACCGUGAACAACGUGAUAGCGAGGAGGAGGUGAAAGAUGAAGAAGAAAUCAUUGACCCCUUAGAAGUGAAGUUGACUGAGGGUGGUUCGAACUUGUCCGUGGGUCAAAGACAAUUGAUGUGUUUGGCCAGAGCAUUGUUGAUUCCUUCACACAUUUUGGUGUUGGACGAAGCCACAGCAGCUGUUGAUGUGGAAACCGACAAGGUCUUGCAGCAGACCAUCAGAGCUGAGUUCAAAGACAGAACCAUCUUGACCAUUGCUCAUAGAAUCAACACCAUUUUAGACUCUGAUAAAAUCAUUGUGUUAGAAAAGGGGGAGGUUGCUGAGUUUGACAGCCCUGAGAACUUGCUCAAGAAAAAGGAUUCCUUGUUCUACUCCUUGUGCAAGCAAGGAGGGUUUGUCAAGGAUGAAUAA